This is a messenger RNA of Melampsora larici-populina 98AG31, 600 nucleotides long. RefSeq lists its product as uncharacterized. Bases 1 to 600 code for a protein of 199 amino acids. The transcript is spliced from 5 exons. Lineage: Eukaryota; Fungi; Basidiomycota; Pucciniomycetes; Pucciniales; Melampsoraceae. The record is from RefSeq and is a predicted model, not a curated record.
AUGAAGACCAAUGCUGAUAUCAAUGGCGAUAUCCCGUUCUCUCAAACUAUGAAGUCACGAAAGAACAAAGGCGAAGACGCUCUCACGGCGGCUGAGAAGGCGCUAGAUGAUUCAACUGCUUCAGACCAAUCCGAAGCUGACCAAGAUGUGAAAGCUGGGUCUUUCUCAUCCGCCAAACCAGAGGCCGCCAUGGAAAGUAUGACACAAGAGGAAAUCGAUAACAUUUUGAUCUCAGACACCGAUGAAGAGGAACAGCUGAGGAGGUCACAGUCUCGAAGUAACACCAACAACCAAACUAAGGCCCUCAAAAAGAAAGACGCGAUCAAGGAUGGGGAGGAAGGAACAGCUGAUGAAAGCAAGACCGGCGCGACAUCCAGUCAACGACGAAUAAAGAAAGCCAAGGCCAAAGCACGUCGCAAGGCCAAUUCAAAAGCACAGGAUGCUUUAGCGGAGGGGAUUACAGAAACCAAACCCGUUGUUCCGAAAAAAGGUUGGAAGGGUUGGGAGCUUGUGCCCAUUGACCCUGCCGAAACGGGAGUCAUUAGCCCAGAGUCGGCGGUUAGUGGUACUAGAAGGAAGUCUAAGCGUAGGAAAACUUAG